This is a messenger RNA of Sphaeroforma arctica JP610, 805 nucleotides long. RefSeq lists its product as hypothetical. The transcript has 2 exons. NCBI's taxonomy places the organism in Eukaryota, Ichthyosporea, Ichthyophonida. The record is from RefSeq and is a predicted model, not a curated record. The coding region runs from base 1 to 342 and encodes 113 amino acids.
AUGUCCAUACGCAGACACGGUGCAGAUCCAGGCCUUAUUGACGGGAGGGGAAAGCUACCUAUGCACUAUGUAGAAUCAAGGUUAUUGUUACUUGGGAAGACCAUCGACUCCACUAGCAAGUCACGGUUCUUAGAGAUCUACCGGUUCCUGCAAGCCUGCAAUACGACACGCGACCUCGGCUGUAGCGGCGCGUUAUUGGAGGGCGCGAGUGGCAUGGGCAUGUACAUGGGUGCAGACACACGCACCCAGGAUGUGGAGAACCUGGAGGCGGAGGAUUUGGCCACUCUGCUCAACGGAAUGGUUUCUCUAUCGCUGAGCAGGCCUGAGACGGGUGACUCGUAGUGUGUAUGGCUUGGUAUUGGUAUCAUUAUGAUUUACAUAUACCCAUGGUGAAUGUGGGCCACGUUCUUUGUAUGGCGAACAGAGCCAGCAGCCAGAAUAACAACUGCAAGCACUUUGACAGAUGAGAAGAGUGACAGUUUCAUUACUGAACUUUGCUUAAACGAAACCACAUCUGGUAGAAUAAUGGUCACGACUAAACCCUGAGCGCGAGAAUAUGUCCAUGCCAUACGCGAGUGUUGUCAACCACUAUCGAAAGUAUGGCUAUUCAUCGACGUCGGGUACAGCAGAGUAACGAUAUAUCACACACACAAACGCAAAGCAGCGCACUAAUUGGGGAGGAGCAAUAGGUUUAAGUCCUUGUUUUAACAGAAUCCCUCGGAACCACGAAUGUGCGAAAGUACUGUAAUCGGAUUCUUGACUUGUUUGGAGGUCUCAGAGAUGAUGUCAAAUAAAUACAAUUCGA